AUGGGUACAUGUGGAAGUAAGCCCAAAAAAGUAAAUUUAUAUCGUAUACCGAGAUAGUUAGAGGAAAAAUGUAAAAUUUAUUGAAUAUUUUAAGUUCUUCCAAAAGAGAUUGAUUUAUUGUUCUUAAUUUAUAGUGAUCUAAAUUCUCGAAAUGUAGAAAAUUUAGUUAAUAAAACAGCAUUUACAGACUUUUUUACAAUGAUUGGGUUAUGGGGUGAUCUAGUUUUUGAUUAUUUUAAUAAAGAUGAUGAAAAUGAAAAUCUCAUAAAUUUUGAAUAGUUUGUAAGAGGAGUGGCUUAUUUUAUAAAAUGUGAUGAAGAGUAGAAAAUUGAUCAUCUUUUUAAAUUGUAUGAUUUGGAAAAUAUUGGAAUUAUAAAAAAGGCUGAGUUCCUGUAAAUGGUAAUUGGGUUUUUAUAUCAAGCUCUAAAAUUAUCCAAGAGAGGAUUUAAUAAGGUUAUUAGAUGAUCCAAUGUUUUUAGAAGAUCUUAAGAUUCUAAAGUAUUAUGAGAAAAAGAGAAAAUAAAUUAAAAAAAAGCCUAACCAUUAAGAGCCGAUGAGUAAGAAUUCACUGAGUCAAGUAAUUAGAAAGCUUAAUAUUAGUUCAUGCAUUAUAGCGAAGAGGGUCAUAAUAAAGUUAAGAGAUCAAAUCACUUUCUAAACAACAAUCAGUCGAGUGCUAGUCAAUUUAAUCUAGUCUUCCUAAUUUUAACGAACAAAGUGUAGUUAUGAUGUUCCCAAAUGAAAGUUUAGUUGGACCAAAUGGAGUUCCAAUGGGAUAAUUUGGUUAGAAUAUUUCAUUUCAAAUAAAUGGGAAAUUAGUAGAGUUGAAAAGAGUAAAUAUAAAUUAUUUAGUGCGCAAAUAUGUAGAUAUGAUUUACAAAAAUAAAGGAAAGCACGAAGAGGAGUAAAAUAACUUAAUUAUCUAGAUUAUCAAUUGAAGAAUUUAAAUAGUUUGUUAAAUUACACCCAAAGAUAUUUGAUGGGCUUUAUAAGGCAUUUAAUUAUGAUAUUUGGGGAGUAAAUAGCAGUACUUUAGUACCUCUUUUUGAGACAGUUCAAAAGGAUCUAGAGGGUUAAUUAAAAAAAGUGAGUCGAAAAAACCCAAAGAUUAUGAAAGAUCGAUAUUUUAAGCUUAUAUAGAGAUUUUGUCUAUCUUACAAAAAGCUUGAUUAAUUGAUUCCUUCAAGUAAGAAUUUUAGAAUAAAUUUAAUUAUAGAAAUAUUUUGUUUAGAUGGUUUGACAAUCCAAGAAAUUGUAAAUAGUCAGGAGUAAGUAUAUGGAUUUGAAAUUUCACAUAAAGAUAAAGUCUAUCCUUAAAGAUUGUACUACUGUAAAGACUUCGAAGAUUUUAAAAAAUGGACAAACAGCUUAUAAAUGUUUUAAAAGUAUUAAAUUUACUAGAAUAGGGCUUCAGUGAAUGAUUAUUAUUCUAUAUUAUAAAAGAUAGGGGAAGGCAAAUUUUCGAUUGUGUAUCUUUGUGAAGACAAAAAAACAAAAUAAUAAUUAGCUAUGAAGAUAAUAGAAAAGUUCAAAUUAUCAAAAUAAGAAAAGCUGAUGUUAGCGUAUGUUUCCAAUUUUAUUUAGACAUGAAGUAGAGAUUAUGAAAUUAUUGAAUCAUUCAUGUAUCAUCAGAUUUGUUGAGAUAAUAGAAACUAAGACUCAUUUAAAUAUUAUUACUGAAGUUGUUAGAGAUGGAGAUCUGUUUGAUUAUAUUACAAAUAAUGAAAAUUUGAAUGAGUAGGAGGCUUCUUUGAUUAUGGGUUAGUUAUUUGAUACAAUUAAUUAUGUUCAUAGUGUUGGAAUAGUCCAUAGAGAUUUAAAACCUGAAAAUAUUAUGAUCGUCCUUGACUAAAUCACAAAAACUGUGAAAUAGGUUAAGAUUAUCGAUUUUGGAUUUGCUAAUUUUUUAACUAAUAUUUAGAAUAAAGAAGGUGAAGCUUUAUGUGGCACAACAAACUAUUUAGCUCCAGAAACUUUAUCCUAAAAAAGAAUUGAUUUCAAAGUUGAUAAUUUUGCUUUAGGCGUUAUUCUUUAUUUCUUACUUUCCGGUAUGAUAAUAUAAUGUAUUUAAGGAUUCUUACCUUUUGAUGCUUCAUUCCCUGAAGAUAUUAUAAAGAAUAUCUUAGAUGGCAAUUAUGAUUUAAACGAUAGUUUUUGGUAACAGAUAUCAGCUGAUGCAAAGGAUUUGAUAACAAAAUUAUUAAUUAUAGAUCCUGAUGAAAGAAUAUCUUUGGACGAAGCAUUGAAUCAUCCAUGGAUUAAAGUACUGGAUUAUGUUGAUUAAUAUAGAAUCGUUCAGUGUUGCAAACUAAAAAGGUUUAAAGACACAAAUAGAGAUUAGGAUUAUUUUGA
Paramecium octaurelia is the source of this 2352-nucleotide messenger RNA. The record is from the annotation of a GenBank genome assembly. Lineage: Eukaryota; Ciliophora; Oligohymenophorea; Peniculida; Parameciidae.